AUGAGGAAGAAGAUGUGGAUAUUUCAUCACGCCGAUAGCUCAAAGUGUGUAUUUUCAGUUUGGAGUCAGUGGUGUUGGUGUUACGCAGCACUGGUGUGUUUAUUGUUCACAUUUGUCAGGACGGACGAAGCGUGCCCGUCCUCCUGCGUCUGUGCCAGAGACUCGGGGACGGUGACCUGCCGUGACGGGGAGGACACCGACGUACCGGGGGACAUCCCGGAGUGGACGUCUACCUUGAUACUCAGGGGCAGAAACGUUUCAACUUUACAGCGCGGUGCGUUCAUGAUCAACGGCACGGAGUUGGAAAUGACGACACUCUCCCUAUCCUACAACGGGAUCCAGACUAUCGAGCCGUACGCCUUUCUGGGACUCCCCCGGCUGCAUUUGCUGGAUCUGAGCCACAAUCAGCUGGAGUCUAUCUCAGCUCGGGCUUUCCACGGUUUAGUCGAGCUGCGGUCUCUUUACCUGAAUCACUCUAUUUCACCUGCGGCCACAACGCAGCUCUCCAUUGCGCUCAGCACACAAAGUUUGCGCUACCUCCACAGGCUGGAGUUGGCGGGAAAUGCCUUAAAGUCUAUACCCUUAUUAAGGCUCGAUCUAUACAAUCUCCACGCGCUGGUGCUGAUAAAUAACUCAAUAGAGAGUAUAGGGAGGGAAAACGUCACCAGUUUAUACCAGCAAAGACGCUUACGCGUAUACCUGUCUUUGAACCCGUUCAGAUGCACCUGUGAGCUCGAGGCGUUUUACUACUGGCUGAAGAACUCCUCCCAGUGUCCGGAUGCUGGAAGGAUCCUGUGCAACGAGCCAGAGACCAAAAGAGGGGUCCCUGUGGAGAAGCUCCGUGGAGAGGACGUGGAUUGUAUGAAUGAAAACCUAGAGGCGGUUUCCUACGUGUUCCUGGGGAUAGUGUUGGCUCUGAUAGGGGUGGUGUUUCUCAUGGUGCUCUAUCUCAACCGGGGAGGCAUCAAAAGGUGGCUCAACAACAUCAGAGAGGCGUGCAGGGACCAGAUGGAGGUCUACCAUUAUCGCUACGAACAGGACUCAGACCCCAGGCUGGCUAAUGUGGCUGUUUGA
Cheilinus undulatus (humphead wrasse) is the source of this 1074-nucleotide messenger RNA. It is a transcript of the gene tpbgl, whose product is annotated as Wnt-activated inhibitory factor 2. Gene Ontology annotation, molecular function: protein binding. Gene Ontology annotation, cellular component: plasma membrane. Gene Ontology annotation, biological process: negative regulation of canonical Wnt signaling pathway. Lineage: Eukaryota; Metazoa; Chordata; Actinopteri; Labriformes; Labridae. The transcript has a single exon. The coding region runs from base 1 to 1074 and encodes 357 amino acids. The record is from RefSeq and is a predicted model, not a curated record.